This is a messenger RNA of Glossina fuscipes, 1899 nucleotides long. Its product is annotated as long-chain-fatty-acid--CoA ligase heimdall-like. The transcript has 6 exons. The coding region runs from base 1 to 1899 and encodes 632 amino acids. Gene Ontology annotation, molecular function: long-chain fatty acid-CoA ligase activity. Gene Ontology annotation, cellular component: endoplasmic reticulum; membrane. Lineage: Eukaryota; Metazoa; Arthropoda; Insecta; Diptera; Glossinidae. The record is from RefSeq and is a predicted model, not a curated record.
AUGAGUUCCGUGAGAGCAGCCGUCAGUUAUACGAGUUCCCGCAUACAGGAUGCUGUAAAGUUACGCCUUGAUAAAGAAGAUUUGACUUUGUACAAGAUUCAAACUAUACCAGAAGUUUUCGAACAAGCUUGCAAACUGCAUGGAGGUAUGCGCGCUUUGGCCUUCAAGAGUGUAGGAACAUCUAACGACUGGCGUUAUAUGACUUAUAAGGAAUAUAGUCUUCAGGUAGACAAGGCCGUCUUACUUCUUCUCCGUUCAGGUAUAAGACCCCGAACAACUAUAGCUAUUUUAAGUAGUAAUUGUUCUGAAUGGCUUUACCUUGAAAUGGCUGCCUUAAAAAUCGGUGCUGUCGUGAUGGGCAUCUACCCUACUAGCUCUACAAAAGCUGUUCACUACAAGCUUAAGAUCUCUGAAGCUUUCGUGUGCGCUGUGGACACUAUUGAUCAAAUGGCAAAAGUUAAUGAAGUUGCAUUACAUUUGCCUGAUCUAAAAGCUGUUAUCGUGUUGGGGGAUGCUUUUGAAUAUACACCACAUCAAAAUUUAAGUUAUUAUCAUUGGACGGAUUUAAUCGACACCCAAUUUACGAAAGAUUUGGAAGAGAAAUUUUUGGAAUACCGAAAGGCGGUAUAUGCUAAUGAGUGCGCCAUACUUGUCUUUACAUCCGGAACCACUGGUAUGCCUAAGGGUGUUAUGCUUUCCCAUGAUAAUAUUAUAACCUCCGUUAAGAAAGUCUUAACCCUCGUCAAGCUCGAUAGUAGUAAUUUAGUAUCAUACUUGCCUUUGAAUCACGUCGCGGCCCAAAUGUUCGAAGUAUUCUUUGGACUUAUGACUGGAUCUUGUCUGCAUUUUUCUGAUCGCGAAGCCAUAAAGGGACGACUCGUUGAUGCAUUAAUACAUAUUAAGCCCGCAAUGAUGUUUGGUGUACCGCGAAUUUUUGAAAAAAUACGAGAUAAAAUUCUAUACGAAAAGAAAAAAUCCAAUCAAGAUAUGGAUUCUAUAAAAACCAAUUUGGGGUUUGAAAAUUUAAAAACGUUUAUUGUUGGUGCAGCAUCAUCAGAUCCAGAACUGAAACGUUUCUAUUUAGAUAUAGAAAUGCCUUUAAUGGACGCUUUUGGUUUGUCUGAGACAAGCGGAGGUGUUACUUUAAACAAAGAGUUCAACAAUUUCCAAACCGUAGGUAAACCAAUAUCAGGUUUAGAAAUCAAAAUUAACAAACCAGAUAAACAGGAUGAAGGAGAGAUUUUCCUUCGAGGGCGGAAUGUAUUCAUGGGUUAUUUAAAUAAUGAAAAUAAAACCCAAGAGACCAUACAAGCAGAUGGUUGGCUUCGUACGGGUGAUUUAGGUUAUUUAGAUCCAAAUGGCUGCUUAUUUUUAAAAGGUCGCAUUAAAGAUAUAAUAGUAACUUCAGGGGGUGCAAAUGUACCGCCGUUGCGUAUCGAGCAAAUAAUUAAAAAAGAAUUGCCUUGCGUUAGCAAUGCUUUCGUUGUGGGUGACGGAAGGAAAUACUUAACCGUUCUAUUAACCUUUAAGACUUUUGUAGACGUCCACAGUGAUAUUCCUUUAGACGACUUAAGCCCAGAAACAGUAGAUUGGUUUAAAAGCUUGGACUUUGAUUUCAAAUAUCUGUCAGAAGUUUUAAACGCUGCUAAGUUACUUCAGCCGAGCAUUUAUGGGAAAAUCAUGCAAGCUUUAGAGAGCGGUCUUAAAAAAGCUAAUGAUCAGGCGUUAUGUAAUAGUCAAAAGGUGCAAUAUUUCACAGUAUUACCUAAUGAUUUUUCUGUACCAACCGGCGAAUUAGGACCAACUUUAAAAGUUAAACGUAACGUGGUCUUGGAAAAAAACAAAAUUUUAAUUGAUACGAUGUAUUCCGAAAAUGCUUCCAAUAAAUUUGCGGUCUAA